This is a messenger RNA of Schistosoma turkestanicum, 789 nucleotides long. The record is from the annotation of a GenBank genome assembly. NCBI's taxonomy places the organism in Eukaryota, Metazoa, Platyhelminthes, Trematoda, Strigeidida, Schistosomatidae.
AUGUAUAGUGGGUUCGGUAGCAAUACGCAAUCUUCACAGACUACUGCUGUCAUCCAGGUUUUUGAAGAUAUCUCUUCUAAAAUACUGAAGAUACGUCUAAUUGCAAAUGAGUUAGAAACGCUAAACAAAAGCAUUAGUAUCCGAGGAAAUUCAAAGGCUCAAUCAGAUCUUCUAAAUAAACGAGAGAAAGAUGCCUUUGAAUUAAUUGAAGAAACUAAAAACGUGUUUAUAAAUCUUUCUAAGCAUCCUUUAUCUGAUCAAAUAACCAAAAUUCAUGUUGAGAAGCUCAAAGUCGACUUUCAGCGUGUUAUUCACCGCUUCCAAAGAACUCAAGCAGAAAUAAAAAGGCGACUGCUUACUGAAAGUCGACCAACUUCCUCACUUGUUGGAGAUUUGAUUAAUUUAGAUUCAAGUGAUACCGAUACAGGCCAGCUUAUUCAAGCACAAAUCUCUGCCUCUCAAGAUUAUGAAGUCCAAGAAUUGGGAUUAGCUUUGAACCAAGAGGACCAAAUGCGUUCUAUAGAGGAAGAUAUUGUGAAUGUAAAUGCAAUUUUCCAUCAACUUUCUGAACUAGUAUAUGAACAACGCAGUGCUAUCGAUUCCAUCGAAGAUAACAUUGAAAUAGCACUAACAAAUGAACAAGCCGGUCAUUCACAGCUAGUGCGGGCUGCUGAUAGACGCCAAAGAUCUCGAAGAUGUUGUUGCAUAUUCGUAGUCAUUUUAAUUGUGGCUAUUUUAAUUGUGAUUAUUGUCCUAGUGAUUGAAUAUCCUCCAAAGCGAACUCAAUAA